Papaver somniferum (opium poppy) is the source of this 1572-nucleotide messenger RNA. RefSeq names its product cysteine-rich repeat secretory protein 11-like. The transcript has 3 exons. Gene Ontology annotation, biological process: plasmodesmata-mediated intercellular transport; transport of virus in multicellular host. The record is from RefSeq and is a predicted model, not a curated record. Bases 266 to 1180 code for a protein of 304 amino acids. NCBI's taxonomy places the organism in Eukaryota, Viridiplantae, Streptophyta, Magnoliopsida, Ranunculales, Papaveraceae. Gene Ontology annotation, cellular component: plasmodesma.
GUAGCUAAUAAAUUAAUAAUACCUUAAUACAGCUCCCGUGACCUCACAAUCACAUGGAGAAAGAAAGAAGAUCCCCUAUAACUAUCACCUAGGUUGAAAUUGAAUGACCAGAGGAAGAAAAAAAAGAGACUAUGAAAAGAAAAAAAAUUGCUUCUGAAAACCACCAUUAAACCUGCAACACCCAUCCUCUUUCCAUUCCCCAGUAAUGAUUUGAGCAAAAAAACAACCAAAGAAAUCCAAAAAAGAAGACCCAUCAUCAAAUCAGAUGGGUGUGUUCACCUCACUCACUCUAAUCCUAGUUAUCAUCUCUACUACAUUUGUAUCUUCAUCCAAAUCUGCUCCAGAUUACUCUACAGUAGUUUACAAAGGCUGUGCAAACCAGACAUUCGCAGAUUCAACAGGAGGAGGAGUCUAUUCACAAGCACUCUCAGGUCUUUUCACUUCACUCAUUUCCCAAUCUUCAAAAACCAAGUUCUUCAAAGCCAGUGCAGGUGGAAAUGGUGGUGGGUCAGUUUCAUUCACUGGUAUUUUCCAAUGUAGAGGAGAUUUAAGCAAUGGCGACUGUUACAGUUGUGUGAGUAAACUCCCAAAGAUCAUAGACAACAUGUGUGGCAAAACAAUCGCCGGCAGAGUCCAACUGACCGGCUGUUACGUUUCUUAUGCGGUAUCAAACUUCCCGGUGAUUUCAGGUGUUCAGAUGCUUUAUAAAACUUGUGGAAGGUCUCAAGCAUCUGGGGUUGGUUUUGAAGAGAGGAGGGAUACCGCAUUUGCUUCAGUAGCUGAUGGUAUUGUGAAUCAAAACAAUGGGUUUUAUACUAGUCAGUAUCAGUCUGUUUAUGUGUUGGCUCAGUGUGAAGGUGAUUUGAGUACGAAUGAUUGUGGUGAAUGUGUGAAGACUGUUGUUCAGAAAUCACAAGUUGAGUGUGGGAGUUCAAUUUCUGGUCAGAUUUAUUUGAACAAGUGUUACAUGACUUAUACUUACUAUCCUAAUGGAAUCUCAAAGAAAGAUUCACCAGGAGAUGGAGCAGGAGGAGGUGGUGGUGGUGGUGGUGGGGCAGCACAAAAUACAGGGAAGACAAUUGCUAUUGUGGUGGGAGGAGCAGCUGGUGUUGGAUUUCUUGUUAUUUGUUUGAUGUUUACUAGAUCAUUGUUGAAGAAACAUGAUGAUGAUGAUUACUAAGGAUCAUGGAUUGAUGGGGCAGUAAAAGCUAUUUUGAUGAGAAGAGCUGGAAUUUAAGAGGGUUUAGGAAGAGAUAGAUAGAUAGACAAAGGAAGGGGUUUCACUUUUUUGGAUGUAAAAAGAAAAGGGGAUACUUUUUGUUGGGAAGAGGAGCAUAUUGACACAUUGUUGUUAAGAAUUGUUUAAAGAAUCAAAGAAUGAAUGUUUUUUGUUUUAGAUUAGCAACAUCUAUGAUUUUACUUCAAAGUGGGAUGGAGUUGCAGAAGAGAUUUUUUUUGACAAUUUUCUUGGCUUCUCUCUUCAUUUCAGAGCACAGAGAUUUUCCAUCUUUUUUGACUAAUUGUUCAGAGUUUAUUAAUUUCUUAAUACAAGACAAAAGGGUUGUUGGAAAA